This is a messenger RNA of Hymenoscyphus albidus, 1453 nucleotides long. The record is from the annotation of a GenBank genome assembly. NCBI's taxonomy places the organism in Eukaryota, Fungi, Ascomycota, Leotiomycetes, Helotiales, Helotiaceae.
AUGGGGGAUCCACCUUCUAGGAAGUAUGGCUUAUUGCAAGACCUCGUACUUCUUGCUGUCUCUGUAAGUGACCUGCUGGGAUUUCUACGGACGGGCUGAUGGUAGGAAAGUGCCCUGCUAAUACUGAGAAUCACAGUUGGGCUCUAUGUGGUACAUUGCUCAAAGUAUAGUGUCGAGUUUACCAACGGCUGGCGAUCCUGAUAAGGAACAACACGAACAAGCGCGCAUUAAGGCAGCUGCCAAUCUGCGAAGAUUAGACAGAAGGUCGAACGAUUCGGAUUCAGAUGACGAUAAUGAUGGUCGAGGUAGAAAAAGAAAUGGCGACAAGAAACCACGGCAGCGAAAAGAACACCUGGAAUUGGAUCAAUAUGAGAGCCAAAUAGCUUUAGAAGUCGUGGCACCUGAGGAUAUACCUGUCGGAUUUGAUGGCAAGCUUUAUGCACGCAUCUGCAAGACAUCAUACUAACAUUUUUUGUUUAGAUAUCGGAGGUCUGGAUGACAUUAUCGAAGAACUCAAGGAAUCCGUAAUCUACCCUCUUACGAUGCCUCAUUUGUACGCGCAUUCUUCCUCACUUCUCGCCGCGCCCUCCGGUGUACUUCUCUACGGUCCUCCUGGUUGCGGAAAGACUAUGUUGGCAAAGGCGUUGGCACAUGAAAGUGGAGCGUGUUUUAUAAAUUUGCAUAUUUCGACCUUGACCGAGAAAUGGUACGGCGACUCGAAUAAACUUGUGAGAGCCGUCUUUUCUCUUGCCCGAAAGUUGCAACCAACCAUAGUUUUCAUUGAUGAAAUUGAUUCGAUCCUUGGCCAAAGACGCAGCGGGGAACAUGAAGCGAGUGGAAUGGUGAAAGCAGAGUAAGAGAACCUGAAUGGCUUGCUCAUUAAUGAUGCUUAUAUGAUUUUAGGUUUAUGACCCUCUGGGAUGGCCUUACAUCGGCCAGCGAAACUGGCUUACCCUCUCAAAUCAUGAUUUUGGGUGCAACCAAUCGAAUUCAGGACAUUGACGAAGCUAUUCUACGAAGGAUGCCCAAGAAAUUUCCAGUUUCGCUACCCUCCAAACCACAGAGAUUACGAAUUCUACAAUUGCUACUAAAGGACACCAAGAUUGAGGAAGACAACUUUGAUAUGGACUAUUUGACGAGAGUUAUGGCUGGAAUGUCUGGCAGUGAUAUAAAGGAAAGUUGCAGAGAUGCUGCAAUGGCUCCUAUAAGAGAAUAUAUUCGUGAGCAGCGGCAGCGCGGGAUCGCUAUGACUGGAGUGAAGCCGGAUGCUGUUCGAGGUAUCAGGACUGCCGAUUUCUUCGGAACAAAAGGAGGUCAAAUUAUUAUUAGCAACCACGCAAAAGUGCAGAGGGAUUCCAAAAAGCGAUCCACAAAAAAGUCUCGAGGCCAGGAUUCUAGCGACGAGUAUGAAGACACCGAGGACAACGAGCCUCUGGUUGAGCCGCAGGAUUGA